Neoarius graeffei (lesser salmon catfish) is the source of this 1752-nucleotide messenger RNA. Its product is annotated as extracellular matrix protein 2. Gene Ontology annotation, molecular function: collagen V binding; protein binding; heparin binding. Bases 1 to 1752 code for a protein of 583 amino acids. Gene Ontology annotation, cellular component: extracellular matrix. The transcript has 9 exons. Gene Ontology annotation, biological process: extracellular matrix organization; positive regulation of cell-substrate adhesion. Lineage: Eukaryota; Metazoa; Chordata; Actinopteri; Siluriformes; Ariidae. The record is from RefSeq and is a predicted model, not a curated record.
AUGCAGUCAGUGUGGAUAUUAUGUAUCUGUGUAGGUGUAUGUGUAGGAGCUUUGGUAGUGGAAGCAGAUUCUCCAAAUACACUGGGAAAGUCUACUGAGAAUGGGACAAGCACUAACAUUUCAAACACUCCAGAAGUGACAACAGCAGUGGAACAUUCAAGGGAGAAGAGGGCAGCCGAGAAACCAAAAAGAGGCCCAGUUAGGGACACACAGCAGCCAGCUCUGGGGCGAACGUUAGCAGCGUGGGUGGAGCUAAAUUCCAUCUUGAAAAUGAGAGAUGGAAUUUCAGGUAAACUGAGCACUGUACUGCAUGAGCUCGGUAAUGAAAAGAACCGCCUUCUUGGCCAGGUUAAUGAGCCAGCGACAAAGAAAACGGAAGAAGAUGAGGAAGAGGAGGAGGAUGAAGAAGAUGAUGAAACGGAAGAAGAAGAAGGAGAAGAAGAAGAAGGAGAAGAAGAAGGGGGAGAAGGAGGGGAAGAAGGUGGGGAAGAAGGAGGAGAAGGAGGUGAAGAAGAGGGAAAUGAAGAAGGGGAGGAAGAACAGGUUGAGGAAGAGGAGAAUGAGGCAGCCGGUAACAGUACUGCAGAAUUGCUACCAGAGGGUUGUCAAGUGAAUGAAACUGAGGUUUCCUGUGCAAACGCUGGCAUUGCUGAAGUUCCCAUCAUCACUGACCUCAACAUCACUACACUUGACUUAUCUGGAAACAACUUCACCACAAUACCUUCUGAUGCUUUCUCUGGACUGCCCAACCUGGAAGUGGUCGAUUUGAGCAUGAACUUUCUGGAUGAUUCCUCUAUCAGCCCUGACUUAUUCAUGAAUCUGACAAACCUAAAAACGCUGACUCUUGAUGGCAAUGGUCUGGAAACAAUCCCACAUCUGCCAAGAUCUCUGGAGGAGCUGAGAAUCAAUGAAAACAAGAUAAGCCAAGUGCUUUCCCACAACUGUGAAGGUUUGUCCAACUUGCUCAACUUAGAGCUGGCAGGAAACGUCCUGUGGGAGGGCAGUGUUGAGCCCUUGGCCUUCCAACACCUCACCAUGCUCAAGCACUUGAGACUAGACAACAACCGAUUCACCUCCAUUCCAUCUGGACUGCCUCCAUCUCUGGAGGAUUUGAGGAUGCCACACAAUCAACUAGUGGAGGUGCAGGAAAGUGUUCUGAAUAACUCCGUCCACUUGACAGCCUUGGAUCUGAGUCACAACCUCCUGGGUGACACCAGUUUCUACCCUGGAGCCUGGAUUAACCUUCCGAAGCUGGAGACUCUGGACCUGUCUAACAACCAGCUGUACAUGGUACCUGCUCACCUGCCCAGAGUUUUGCGCCAGCUCUCCCUGCAGCACAACUACAUCCGUUCCAUCCCUCCCGACACUCUGAGCCAUAUGCGGCCGGGCCUCCGAUCACUUCGCCUGUCUCACAACGAGCUACCGGAGCAGGGGCUGCUAGGGAAGGCCUUCCGUGGAGCUUACAAAACUUUGGAGGAGCUCCACCUGGACAACAACAGGUUGGAGAGGGUCCCACCAAAUGUUCGUUACUUCAGGAACUUGCAUCAACUGCGGCUGGAUCACAAUCUUAUCCGUGCCGUUCCAGCGAAGUCUGUGUGUAAAAUCAGCCUCAUUAAGUCUUCUCCCUUGUUGGCUCUGCACCUGGAGAAUAACUACAUCGACGUGAACAGGAUCCCACGCAAGGCUCUGUCUUGCAUCCCUGACCUUCAGAGGGUCAUACUGGAGCCGCAGACUCAUAAUCAGAUUGUGUAA